Molecule: messenger RNA, 3807 nt
Organism: Durusdinium trenchii
Lineage: Eukaryota; Dinophyceae; Suessiales; Symbiodiniaceae
Source: the annotation of a GenBank genome assembly
AUGUGUCAUGCGGCUCAUGGCGAAAGACCACGCUUUCUGGUGGUCACAGCCUUCGAUUCCAGAUACGAGGUGGGUUUCCUGUGUUCGGUGGUCAAUGAGGCCUACUGCCAGCAACAUGGCCAUCGCUUCCGGAGGGUCUUGCUGAGCCCCGAGGACAUGGCGAAGCUGGCUGGAGGUCGACACUUGGCCUGGGCCAAAGUGGCUUUGCUGCGAAACUUGUUGCGUGGAAGAGGCUAUGACGGGUCGGCGAGUGGUGACUUUGAAGAAGACUUCGACUAUUUGGUAUGGAUUGAUGCUGAUGCCUUGGUUUUGGAUCACUCCGUGCGCUUGGAGGAUUUUCUGGAACUGCCCGUGCCAGCGAUGGACUUCAUCAUUGGAGAGGAUAUGGCGGACACAGACCUUUUGAAUACUGGCCUCAUGUUCUUCCGCCGCUCACAGUGGUGCCGCGAGCUGCUCCGAAGAUGGUGGGAAGAGAGCGACCCAAAGUGGCACCAGGAGGUGUGCUGGGACCAGACUGGGCUCUGCCGUUUGCUGCGCCAAGAUGGUUUCGGUCGUGAAGAGCCCUGGUAUAGCUGGGCUGGUGGGGCCCGAUACAAGAAUUGGAAGGGCCACAUCUUUACAGUUGAUUGUGGCAGCUUCAACUUCAAGUACUUAAACAACUGCGGCUUCGUCUUCCACGCGGUGGGCGAGCGCGAGCUGCUGCUCUCAGGCACUCGAAAUCUACUCUUGAAGCGCGACCGCCUCUACAUGGCUGUGCGCGACGGCUUUGUGCUCCAUGGAGGCGAUGCAAGCACCUGCCCCAGCGAAGCACUGGGGCUUCUGCCUGCGGCGGAGGUACCGGAGGCCAAGGUGAACCUGGAAAGGGCCCAACAGUUCUGGCGCUGCUUUGGGCUUUCCAAAACCAAGAAGCUGCAGCCCCCGCCAUUCGGAUGGGAGCUGCAAUGCUUAAGCCAUGCGUGGAAUGGGCGGCCGGUCCCCAACAAGGAGGGCGCGGACGCGCACCCGGGUCGCGGUACGGCGCCGUACCCUACUACGUGCCGCGCGGGGGCGAAGGGCGUGAGCCCGGGGCGCUUGGCCCAGCAUCUGGGGGAGUUGCCAGUACAGCUUGGCCAGGAAGCUGGAGGAAAGCAGAUUCGUAUGCGCUUCUGGCAGCUUUGUAGCUAUGUCUCGGGGCCUUUGCCGCCGUUCGGUCCCUUACACUUCACCAUGAGCCCCGGCCAGCCGCAUCCCUGGCGCUUGGAAGCCUGGAGUCCUUGGGCGCAGCAUGGAGAGUUGCUGGAGGAGAUCCAAGAAAUGAGGAACUGGAGUGUGGAGGCCAGCAGUCGAGAGCAGCUGUACCGACAUGUAGAAGCUCUCUGCGUUUCAGGUCGCGGCCAGCAGGUCUUCCAGGAGCUCCUGGAGGAGGUCGCUACUCAGCUGGACCUGCACCUAGCCACAGUGGCCGACAGGGAGGACAGCCAGCUGCAAGAGUUGGUUUGUGUCUGGAGGAAGAUGGGGCGGGUUUUCAAGGACCUCUGCAAGAUCUACAGCUUCCUGGACCGCUCUCGGAACCCACGACGAGAGGCCUUCGCCGACCUCUUCCGCGCGCGCCUGGCCGCCGCGCUCGACGGAGCGUCGCUCCGGGCGGCGGCCGCCGCCGGCGCGCGGCGGCUGCUGGACGCCGAACGGCGGCAGGAGGCCAUGGACCCGGAGCUCUUGAAGUCGCUGGUGGAGCUCCUCCGGAGCCUGGACUUCUACAAGGACUUUGAGGUGGCCUUUCUGGAGCAAAGUGCCCAGUUCUACCGCGAGGCAUCGGACUGCUGGCAGCGGGAGAAGUCCUUGGCGGAGUAUUUGCUCCUUGCGGACGAGCAUUUGAAGGCCGAAGAGCAGCGAUGUGACACAUAUCACCUGGAGCCUUCUACACUGCAGCCUUUGCUGGAGGUGCUGCGCCAAGAGGUUUUGGCCAAGAAGGCUGAAGACCUCCUGGAGUUGGGCUUUGCCCAACUCGUCUGCGACGUGCAGGUGAGUGAUCUUGGACGCCUCUAUAGGCACUACAAGGAGGUCGACGCCCUCGCGCACCUGCGGAAGGCCUUUGGCGAGGCCGUGCGGCAGGGUGGGCGCCGCGCCAUGCAGAGCAGCGAGGACGCCAAGCAGGUGGUCCCCGAGCUGGUUCGAUGGCUUGGCUCCACGCAGGAGGUGCUGAGCCUUGCCUUCGGAAACGAUGCAGGUUUGGCCAUCGCGCAGAAGGAGGCCUUUGAAGGAUUCCUCAAUGCGGCGCCGAACCACGCGGCCAAACUGUUGACGCGGUACCUGGAUGUCUUGCUGCGGGGUGACGAGGUCACGCCGGCCGAGCCGCUCGCCUUUGCACCACCAGCACGUGUGGAGAAGGAGAGCUUGGAGGUGCGCAUCCAGCGAGCGCUGCAGAUCUUCCGGUACUUGGCCGCUAAAGACGCGUUCGAGGCCUUCUUCAAGAAGGACUUGGCCAAGCGGCUCCUGCAACGCUCUGCCUCUGAAGGGGAGCUGGCGGCGACCACGUGGCUGCGAGAGGAGUGUGGCGGCGCCUACACCGCGGGCAUCGAAGGCAUGUUCCAAGACAUGGAGAUCUCGCGCGUCUUGGCGCAAGUCUUUCACUCGGAGGCCAAGACCCUCCUCGAGGAACGGAUCUGCCUCUCGGAGGUCUCGGUGCUCACCACUGGAAAGUGGCCCUCCGUGCCUUCAAGCCCGGCCAUCAAGCUGCCCAUGCCGAUCCAACGGCUCAUGACUUCCUUCGAAGCGUUCUACGGCCAACAGCACCGUGGUCGCAGCCUCCGCUGGUGUCCUGCGUGGGGUCGCUGCUGGCUGCGGGCGAAUGCUGCUGCGAAGAAGGAGCUGGUGGUCUCGCACUUCCAGGCCCUGGUGCUGCUUUGCUUCAACGGCUCAGAUGUCCUUAGCUACGAGAAGCUGCAGGAGCUGACGCAGAUCCCGCCCGCCGAGCUCCAGCUGACGCUGCAGAGCUUGUCUCUGCACCGGACGGUGAAGCUACUGCUGAAGGAGAACCCCAAGGAGAGAGACGUGUUGCCUGGCGAGACCUUCUCCUACCAUGCCAACUUCACCCACAAGCUCUACCGGAUCACUGUUUCACAAAUCUCGCCCAAGGAGCAGCUGCAAGAGGAAGACGCUGUGGAACAGCGUGUGGUAGGGAGCCGGCAGCACGAGUUGGAUGCAGUGGUCAUCCGUGUGAUGAAGUCGAAGAAGAGGAUGACGCACCAGGAGCUGCUGGCAGAGGUGCUCUCCUCGGUGCGCUUCCCCGUGGAGGCCGCGGAGCUGCAGCGGCGCAUCGAGUCGCUCAUAGAGCGUGAGUAUCUCGAGCGGCAGCCGCCCAAUGACCAGGGCAUCAUCUCCUACAUCUACUUGGUCAUCGAUGUGGAGCCUAAGAGCUCCUACACUCGACCGAUGCGGUGCAUGGAGCCAGGUCAGCUGGCCUUGCUGUGGGGCAAGAAGGAGUUUUGGCUCUUCCCACCCAGCGCUGGUCCAGGGCCUCUCGGGGAACGCUGCGACCUCCACGACUCUCAGGAGGUGAGCCGUUUGGCUGAGCUGGGGCCGUGGCAGACGGUGCUCGAAGAAGGCGAUGUGCUGCUGGUGCCGGAGGGAUGGUGGGUCGCCUCAAGGACCUUCGCGGCCACGGUGACCCUCAGGCACCGCAUUGUCUCCGGUCGCCAACUGCAGCAGGCGAAGCAGAUGUGCCGCUCGAGGGGCCCAGGUGCCUAUUGUGCAGUCUCGCGCCAGAAGACGAGGUGGCCUGGGGCGCGAGGAGCGUGCCGAAUGGAUGGCCUGACUGCGGUAGACUGA